AUGGUUAACGCUGCACAAUGCAUAACCGUGCUGGGGGCAAUGCUGCCCAGUCUAGCACUGGCGCAGGACAACCAGACCUAUGUGAAUUAUUCCUCUCAAGCUCAGCCAGACCUCUUUCCGGAAACUUUGGCAACUUUUAACUUGUCUUUUCCCGACUGUGAUAAUGGGCCACUCAAGAACAAGUUAGUUUGCAGCUCAUCAGCGGACUAUGUCGAACGUGCAGAAGCUCUCGUUUCACUCUUUACCCUCGAAGAGUUGAUUAACAACACACAAAACAGCGGCCCGGGAGUUCCUCGACUUGGUUUACCUCCGUAUCAGGUUUGGAGCGAAGCUUUGCAUGGACUUGACCGGGCAAACGUUGCAACGUCGGGGGACAAAUGGACAUGGGCAACCUCCUUUCCAAUGCCCAUUUUGUCUACGGCAGCUCUCAACCGCACCCUGAUCAACCAAAUUGCAAGCAUCAUUGCAACUCAAGCCCGUGCCUUCAGCAAUGUUGGUCGCUACGGACUUGAUGGUUAUGCUCCGAAUAUAAAUGGCUUUAGGACCCCGCUUUGGGGCCGUGGUCAAGAGACUCCAGGCGAAGAUGCGGGUUUUCUUUCGGCCUCGUAUGCAUACGAAUAUAUUACAGGUCUUCAAGGCGGUGUUGAUCCGGACCAUCUCAAAAUUGCCGCGACAGCUAAGCAUUUUGCAGGAUACGACCUAGAGAGUUGGGGCGGCAAUUCUCGGCUAGGAUUUGACGCCAUCAUCACCCAACAGGAUUUGUCUGAAUACUAUACGCCUCAGUUUCUGGCCGCAUCAAGAUAUGCCAAAGCACGCAGCGUUAUGUGCUCUUACAAUUCCGUCAACGGAGUUCCUAGUUGCUCUAAUAGUUUCUUCCUUCAGACUCUGUUGCGAGAUAGUUGGGAUUUCACGGAGUAUGGCUACGUCUCCUCCGAUUGUGACGCUGUCUACAACGUCUUCAAUCCUCACGGCUAUGCCAGCAAUGAAUCUGCUGCUGCUGCAGAUGCACUCAGAGCGGGUACCGACAUAGACUGCGGACAAACUUUCCCGUGGUACUUGAAUGAGUCCUUUAUUGAAGGGUCAAUUACCAGGGGAGAAGUGGAGCGUUCUCUGGUCCGUUUCUACUCCAAUCUCGUCAAGCUCGGGUAUUUCGACGGUAACCAGAGCGAAUAUCGUCAUCUAGAGUGGGAUGAUGUUGUGACCACAGACGCGUGGAACAUUUCCUAUGAGGCAGCAGUGGAGGGCAUUGUCCUGCUCAAAAACGAAAAAAAUUUCCUACCACUGUCCAAGAAUACUAGGAGCAUUGCCCUCAUUGGGCCCUGGGCAAAUGCUACUACUCAGCUUCAAGGAAAUUAUUACGGUACACCUCCUUACUUGAUCAGUCCCUUGCAGGCCGCCAUCGAUGCCGAUUAUGUUGUCAAUUACGCCUUGGGAACAAAUAUUUCAGAUACAUCAACGGCCGGCUUUGCUGAUGCACUUGCUGCAGCCAAAAGGUCAGAUGUUGUCAUUUACCUCGGGGGAAUUGACAACACUAUAGAAGCUGAAGGCCUGGACCGUAUGAAUAUUACCUGGCCAGGUAACCAACUCGAGCUUAUAAGGCAACUCGGCGAGUCGGGAAAGCCCUUGGUUGUGCUUCAGAUGGGAGGUGGGCAAGUUGACUCAUCCUCGCUCAAGAAGAACUCCAAAGUAGACGCUCUCCUUUGGGGUGGAUAUCCCGGCCAGUCUGGUGGUCGGGCAAUUUUUGAUAUCUUGUCCGGAAAACGUGCGCCAGCGGGUCGUCUCGUAUCAACACAAUAUCCAGCUGAAUAUGCAACUCAGUUCCCAGCCACAGACAUGAAUCUCCGGCCAAAUGGUGCAUCCAAUCCUGGCCAGACAUACAUAUGGUAUACGGGCCAGCCUGUCUAUGAAUUUGGUUACGGUUUAUUCUAUACAAAGUUCGAGGAGACUGUGCAUAGGUCUUUAUUAUCUUCAUCCUUUGACAUCUCAGAUAUUUUCACUGCUCCUCGUCCAGCAGGCUACGAACACGGCGAGCUCGUUCCAUUUCUCAAUUUCACCGCGACAAUCAAGAAUACCGGACACACUGCAUCGCCAUAUUCCGCUAUGCUCUUUGCAAAUACUAGCAACGCCGGCGCUGCACCCUACCCCAACAAGUGGCUCGUUGGAUUCGAUCGAUUGGCCACCAUUGAGCCAGGGCAAUCAGUGAAUCUCGUUAUCCCCGUACCUAUUGGCGCAAUGGCACGUGUCGAUGAGAAUGGCAAUAAAAUUGUGUAUCCUGGUGACUAUCAAUUGGCUUUGAAUGUGGAGCGAUCGAUUGUGGUCGACGUGAGGUUGACUGGUGACGCGGUGACAAUUGAGCAUUGGCCCCGGGAGAAGCAGGAGAUUGAGAGUGAUUAA
Molecule: messenger RNA, 2394 nt
Organism: Talaromyces atroroseus
Lineage: Eukaryota; Fungi; Ascomycota; Eurotiomycetes; Eurotiales; Trichocomaceae
Product: putative exo-1,4-beta-xylosidase xlnD
Exons: 1
Coding region: 1-2394 (797 amino acids)
Biological process (GO): xylan catabolic process; arabinan catabolic process
Cellular component (GO): plant-type cell wall
Molecular function (GO): xylan 1,4-beta-xylosidase activity; alpha-L-arabinofuranosidase activity
Source: RefSeq, a predicted model, not a curated record